CCCGCAUCCGGGGCUCCCGGCGCGGCGCCGCCUCCCGCGCACACACGGCCAUGGCGGAGGCCUCCCCGCUGGAGAGGCAGAGUCCUUGCGUGGCCUCCUGCCUCUCGCACAGCCUGUGCCCGGGGCAGCCGGCACUGCAGACAGCAGCAGUGGUGCCCAUGGGCUCUGCCGACCACCGCUUCAGCCUCGCCGAGAUCCUGUCACAGAGCUACGGCGUCCGGGAGGGGAGCAGCGAGGCGGCCCGGGGCCCUGAACAGCCCGAGGAGGAGCUGGACAAGCACUUCGGAUCCCAGCAGCCCCCCGACCCCACCCUGCACCCCCAGAGGAGCGACAUGCCUCUGCAGGAGCUACUCGCGCUCUACAGCUACGAGGCGUCGGAUCCCACCUCUGACCGGGACAGCGAGGGCAGCGAGACCUCUUCACACCUCCCAGACAUGACCCCGGACAAGGAGCAGAUGGCGAAGGAUUUGCUGGCCGGGGAGGAGGAGCCCCAGCCUGCGGCCGCCCACCACGUUCCUGCCGUCACCUCCCGCGAGGCCCCAGACCUGUUCCCUGCCCAGAGUGGAGGCCGCUUCCUGGCCGAGACUGGCGUGGAAAAGGAGCGCCCGUCCUCUGCCUCCUCCGACGCCGACGAGGACCCUCUGCCCGCCAACAAGUGUAAGAAGGAGAUCAUGGUGGGGCCCCAGUUCCAGGCUGACCUCAGCACCCUGCACCUGCAGCGCCAGGCCGAGAAAAUCUAUGAGAACGAAGACCAGCUGCUGUGGGACCCCAAUGUCCUCCCCGAGAGGGAGGUGGAGGAGUUUCUAUACCGCGCGGUGAAGCGGCGUUGGCAUGAGAUGGCAGGGUCGCAGGUCCCAGAGGGCGAGACGGUGAAGGACAGUGAGCAGCAGGCGCUGUACGAGCUGGUCAAAUGCCGCUUCAAUGCCGAGGAGGCGCUGCGGAGGCUGCGCUUCAAUGUCAAGGUGAUCAGAGAGGGCAUGUGUGCGUGGAGCGAGGAGGAGUGCAGGAACUUCGAACACGGCUUCCGCGUGCACGGCAAGAACUUCCACCUGAUCCAGGCCAACAAGGUGCGCACGCGCUCGGUAGGCGAGUGUGUGGAGUACUACUACCUGUGGAAGAAGUCCGAGCGCUACGACUACUUCUCCCAGCAGACGCGGCUGGGCCGCCGGAAGUACGGCCCAUCGGGGACCACGGACACAGACCAGGACCUGGACACCGCUGACCCAGAAGGCCCAGGCCGCCCCCGCUCUUCGCCGCCUCUGCCCCCGGGCACCGACAACCUUGGCGCCCAGGGAGAACCCCUGACACAGAUGUGCUUGGAGUCGCCCAGUCUCCAUAGCGAGCUGCCGGCGGGCUCCAGUGGCCUGCCCGCCUUGGAGCCCGGGCCCUGCCUCUGCCCGCUGCCCGCCGCCCCUCCAGCUGAGCCUGCGCCCCAGCGCCCCCCAGAGGCCUUCUGCCCCCCGGAGGCGGCCGCGCCCGAGCCCAGCCCCAGCCCCAGCCUGGCCGUGGACCUGGCAGUGCCCGGGGCCCUCCCCGAGGACGUGUCCCUGCUCUCAGGCCGCGCUGACCUCAGCGGAGGAGCCGCCCCGGCUGUGGCGCCCGCGCAGGUGGCCUUGUCUGUCACCGACUUCGGACUCCUGGGCAUCGGGGACGUGAAUCCCUUCCUGGCCGCCCACUCUGCGUGCCCGGCGCCCGGCCUGCAUUCGGAGCCCCUGUCACAAUUGGCACCUUGGGUGCCCAGCACGCAGCCUCCCACGUGGGACCGCGCCGGCUCGUCCAACCCACAGAGGCGAGGAAGGGCCUCUCCGCGCCCCCACGGGGAGACGGAUGGACAGACGGACAGGGCAGGACGCCCCCGGCCCUGCCCCCACCAGCAGCCUUCGCCCCGGAGGCCCUUGACACCCUGCUCGGCUCCGUCUCCCGCACCCCGGCAGGGCCCUGGGCAGCUGCUUCGCGUGCCAAACCGGGGGGCGCAGAGCCAUAUACCUCGACAGACGCCGGCCCAGCCCCCACCUCCGCCCUUCUCUCCACUUCAGGAAUAGCCGCACUUUACUGCCCCCCUGGGGCCCCUCUUCUGCCUCGGGGGCUCAGGAGACAGGGGACCGACACCCCUCGGGUCCAGCCCGCCUCCACCCCGCGACCCCCAUUCCGUUGAACAGAAGCGCCCCAGCCAGCCUCUGGGGCCUGGGUUCGCUGCCUCCUCCCGGCUGCCCUCCAUUUAUUUAUGUUUCUGUUUACAAGUCCGAGUGGGGUCCUCC
Messenger RNA from Sorex fumeus (smoky shrew), 2258 nucleotides. It is a transcript of the gene MIER2, whose product is annotated as MIER family member 2. Gene Ontology annotation, molecular function: transcription corepressor activity; histone deacetylase binding. Gene Ontology annotation, cellular component: nucleoplasm. The record is from RefSeq and is a predicted model, not a curated record. The transcript is spliced from 14 exons. Gene Ontology annotation, biological process: negative regulation of transcription by RNA polymerase II. The coding region runs from base 51 to 2042 and encodes 663 amino acids. NCBI's taxonomy places the organism in Eukaryota, Metazoa, Chordata, Mammalia, Eulipotyphla, Soricidae.